Nipponia nippon (crested ibis) is the source of this 768-nucleotide messenger RNA. It is a transcript of the gene ZCCHC9, whose product is annotated as zinc finger CCHC-type containing 9. Gene Ontology annotation, molecular function: nucleic acid binding; zinc ion binding. The record is from RefSeq and is a predicted model, not a curated record. Lineage: Eukaryota; Metazoa; Chordata; Aves; Pelecaniformes; Threskiornithidae. Gene Ontology annotation, cellular component: nucleolus.
AUGACCAGGUGGGCUCGCCGGAACGGCGCUCCCGGGGAAAAGGCGCUGGAUGCCACCCCCUGGGAGGAGAUGGCGGGCGGCCCCCGGGGGCGGGAGGGCGGCUCAGGGCCUCUCUCCCUGAAGAAGGAGCAAGAGAAGAGGAACAAGAAGAAGAAGAAGGACUAUCUGAACGAAGACGUUAACGGGUUCGCGGCGUACCUGAGGCAGAGCUGCCCGGGCGGAGCGGUGGGCGAAGCGGGCAGCGCUGGGCUGGGGCAGGAGGCGGCGGUGGCCCUGAAGAAGGAGAGGCGGCGGGAGGGCAGGAGGCUGAAGAGGCAAGAAAUGAAGAAAAACGCCAUGGUAUGUUUCCACUGUAGAGAACCUGGCCAUGGUGUUGCUGAUUGUCCUGCAGUGCUUGAAAGUCAAGAUAUGGGUACAGGAAUCUGUUACCGGUGUGGAUCCACAGAACAUGACAUCAGCAAAUGCAAAGCAAAAAUAGAUCCGGCUGUUGGGGCAUUUCCAUAUGCAAAAUGUUUCAUCUGUGGCGAGAUGGGACAUCUAUCAAGGUCAUGUCCAGAUAAUCCCAAAGGAUUGUAUGCUGAAGGUGGUGGCUGCAGACUUUGUGGCUCUGUGGAGCACUUCAGAAAAGACUGUCCGGAAAAACAGAACUCAGAUCAGGUUACGGUCGGGCGAUGGGCCAUUGGAAUGAGCGCAGAUUAUGAAGAAAUUACAGAAGCAUCAAAGCUGCAAAAACCAAAAGUGAAAUUACCCAAAGUUGUUACUUUUUGA